Hymenoscyphus albidus is the source of this 1119-nucleotide messenger RNA. The record is from the annotation of a GenBank genome assembly. Lineage: Eukaryota; Fungi; Ascomycota; Leotiomycetes; Helotiales; Helotiaceae.
AUGCAUCAAGAAGAGGGCCGGUUCGAGAAAAUUGGAGAAGAUGAAACGUAUCAUUGGACCGCAGAGUGCGAUUACCCAGCACAGACUCUGGACGGAAAGCUCUCCAAAGCAACAUUUCGUGGACUGGAUACAAAAGAGUCAUACUUCCCAAUGGUGAUGGCAGCCGAGUUCGAGUCUUUCUGCGGAGUUCCGCCCACAGCUGUCAGACCCAUUCCAGAAGGCAGCAAAAACGACUACGAAGAGUCAAAGAUGCAAUCUGAGGACAUCGAUGGUCUCAAAAAUAACUCCAGGAUGCGCCAGCCUCGCUACCAACCAAAUGUAUUUGAAGACAAUCACGAGUACUCUGAUACCAAGAGUAACGCAUCUGACGUAGAAGAACCGGAUGAUUCUAGGCGCGUCGAGAGUGUCAAGGCUGAACAUAACGAUUUUCUUCCGAGCAAUGAAGAUAAACCAGCUCCAGCGAUAUCACAGAUUACUACCAACCUCAAAACAAAGCUAACCGAGACUGAAGACAAGCUAGAAGUGGCACUUCAAACCAUAGCAGAAAAUGUUCAAAAAUUGGAAGAAUCAUCCCGCAAAUAUGAGAAUGUGAAAACGCAACUUCAAAAUCUGGAGAGAGAUAAUGAAAAAAGAGUGCGCCGCGACCGAAGCACAAUCGAAGACCUAUAUGCUAAGAAUAAACGAAAACUCGAGGUAGAUAUCUAAAAUAAUACUAAGAUUAAUAAACUUAUAACCACGAUCAACGAACUCUGCACCGAAAUUAAAAAACUAUAAGCGGUAGUUUAAAAUCCACGCAUCUUGGGUAAAGACUCUCAGAAUGGUAUCAAGCAAGAGUCACCUCAACAACCAAAAGCAGAUUCAUAGGAAGAAACUACACAGCUUCGGGUUCUGAUUGUUACCCUGAACGCUGUAACUGGUAUCGUUCAUAGUGCUACGGCGACUGGGUCAAAGGAACCUAUUGUCAUCAUGCUCAAGGCCGCACUAGGUAUGAUUCAUGGAUUAGUAAAGCCUGCUGAGGGGAAAGGUAAGAAUCCUGAGAAGCGUAAGCGUGAAGUGGAGGUAAAACAUGAACCUGCAGCUACUCCCGACAAAAGACGAAAGGCCAUAUAUCUGGAGUGA